UUUAUUGGAUCAUAUCAAAGUCAGCUAACCUGUAUAAAUACUGAGUGACAAGCUCAAUCGGUCUCACAGACAUCACAGAUCAGGAUCACUGAGAAGUCCUCUGUCUAAUCAUCAUGAAGGUCUUUGCAGUAAUUCUUGCUCUGGCAGUCAUCUCAGGCUGCCAUGCCAAAAGCAUUGUUCAAGACGAGUGGAUGAGCUCCUGGGAGGACGCGGUCGACAAGUUCAAGGAUUAUUUCACAGAAUUGAACUCAAAGACCGAUGACCUGGUCCAGAACUUCAGGAGCACCCACAUCAGCAGAGAACUGGACACCCUUAUCCAGGACAGCAUGUCAGAGCUGGCCAUGUACAAGGACGACGUGCAGUCUAAGCUGGCCCCCCUUGCUCAGGAAUCCGCAGACCGUCUGGGCAAAGACCUGCAGAAAAUGGGUGACAGUCUCCGCGACCACAUGAGAGAUGCCAAGGACCAGAUGCAGACGUAUGGCGAGGAGCUGCAGACCAUGAUGGAGCAGAAUGUUGAUGACGUCAGGACAAGAGUCAGCGCCUACACCCGCAAGAUGAAGAAACGCCUCAACAAGGACACUGCAGAGAUCAAGAGACAAGUCGCUGAAUACACUGAGGAACUUCAGUCCCGCACCUCCGAAAACAUGGAGGAGAUGAAGACACGUCUCGACCCAUACUUCGCUCAGGUCCGUGACAACGCUCAGGCCAAGAUCACAACCCUGAACGGCAUGCUGAAGACACAGGUGGAGAACAUCAAGGAGAAGAUUGAGUCAAAGACCGAGGACAUCAAGGAGGGCUUGGAGGAAGCCACCGAGGGCCUGCGCUCCACCAUGGAGGAGAAGAUGGAAGAGCUUCGCAUCUUUUUUCAGCCUCUGACCUCCAUGUUCAGUGACAACUGAAAACAGUGUCUGGACUGUCUGCUUAUCCCUCCCUCCUUCCCUCCCUCCAGCUUAUCCAUUCUGUAUCCAUCAAGCUUGAUUGUAAAGAGUUUUCAAAAGGUUCAUGAAUAAAGAUGCUCAGCUAUGCAAAAAA
Messenger RNA from Scomber scombrus (Atlantic mackerel), 1032 nucleotides. It is a transcript of the gene apoea, whose product is annotated as apolipoprotein Ea. Gene Ontology annotation, cellular component: extracellular region; intermediate-density lipoprotein particle. Lineage: Eukaryota; Metazoa; Chordata; Actinopteri; Scombriformes; Scombridae. The record is from RefSeq and is a predicted model, not a curated record. Gene Ontology annotation, biological process: positive regulation of nitric-oxide synthase activity; lipoprotein catabolic process; lipid transport. Gene Ontology annotation, molecular function: lipid binding. Bases 114 to 899 code for a protein of 261 amino acids. The transcript is spliced from 5 exons.